AUGAAAUACCGUGUUUUGCUCCACAAAACGGAAGCAGGUUACGUCGCUAUUUGCCCCGGCUUGCCGGACAGCAAGGCGCAAGGCGCAACCGCCGAAGAAGCGUUGGAGAACGUUCGGUACGAGAUCUCCGGUUCGGUUUCCGAGCGUGAAGGGCGGUUCUGGCAGGACGGUGACGAAGACGAACGCCUGGAAGAGGUGGAAGUCGCCGUCGGUGGACGCUUCGACGUUGGCAGCGGAGGUAGCUCCGCGAGGUACCCCAUAUGCGUGAUCAAACACUCGGAGGGCUAUGCCGUCUCCUGUCCGAUGCUCCCGGGAUGCUUCUCUCAAGGUAACACUAUGGACGAAGCGUUGAGCAACAUCCAGAUCGCUAUUCGCGAAUGGCUUAUUUCCGCCCAGGAAGUGCUGCUGCUGGGUAAGCCUGAUAUCGAGGUCAUCGAGAAAGAUGAUGAAGAUCAGGACGCUGCGUAG
Messenger RNA from Geodia barretti, 468 nucleotides. Lineage: Eukaryota; Metazoa; Porifera; Demospongiae; Tetractinellida; Geodiidae. The record is from the annotation of a GenBank genome assembly.